Messenger RNA from Rotaria sp. Silwood2, 2502 nucleotides. Lineage: Eukaryota; Metazoa; Rotifera; Eurotatoria; Philodinida; Philodinidae. The record is from the annotation of a GenBank genome assembly.
CCGUGAGAUUUUGAUUCAUAAUUCAUCCCAUUGCAAUCACAGAAAUAUGCACUUUGAAAAUAACCUUUCAAUUUAUUUUGAAUCUAUUUUCACCGCAUACCACGAUCGUCUCUGUAUUGCCGACAUAUUUUACUCACACCCACGUUUACACCCACACUCCAAAUCAAAGUAAGAGCAAAUCUUCCACAUGGUGACAAAAUAAUAUUUUUUUUCUAAAAAGACUGUAUUAUUAUACUGUUUGACUCAACGUUAUAAUAAAAAUGUUGAAACAAGAUCAAUUUAAAAAAAAAAGACAUUCAUUUCAAUUAUUGUUGAACUUUUGUAUUCGUUGAUUUAGACUAUCACUGACCUAAAGAUUCCCAUCUCGAUCAAAUGACAAGCCCUUAGGAGCAUAGAGCUGAUUCGAUUAAUUUCCUAGGUAAGUAAUGUUAGCACCAUAUUCGUCUGUAGACUUGUGCUGAUUCUCUAGUCGGUUGUGCUGACUGUAGAAUUUUAUUCUCCAUCGGAUGGUAUAAGUUUCGGACAGGAUCAUAGAGUAAAAAAUAGGGUAUUUUCAAAAAAUACACAUUCUUCUCCCAUGUAAACAUUUUAGAAAACGAAUAUUUUCUGUUCAGAUUCGCUUAUAUACCUGUGUUGAUUCUCCAGUCACUUGUGCUAGGUGUUGAAUUUCAAGCUCUAUCGAAUGAUGCAAUUCUUAACGGAGGUCAUCGGGCAAAAAAUUCGUCAUUCGGCGUGGAUCUGGGUGUGCUUGUGACUCUGGAUGCAACCGUUCUUGACGGUGUCAGCCAACUAUAGAGGAUUUCCCAUAUAUUUUGAAUCUAUUUUCACCGCAUAGCACGAUCGUCUCUGUAUUGCCGACAUAUUUUACUCACACCCACGUUUACACCCACACCCAAAUGCACAGUCAGCGGCGAACUUUUUGUCUAAUGACUCCAUUAAAAAUUAUACCACUCGAUAGAGCAUGAAAUUCUGCAUCUAGCACAAUCAACUGCAGACUCAACACAGGUCUAGAGACGAAUCCGGAUAGGAAAUACUCGAAUCUGGGGCUAACAUUACUUACGUCGUUGAUUCGCGUGACUGCGACACAUAUUUAAAGUGGAAAAAUUAAAAAGUCGACGUUAAAAGAAAAAAAAAUGCCGCAUUACAAAAUGAAAAUUAUGAAAGAUAAAAAGAAAUUAAAAAGUCUAAAACCAAUGAAAAAGGAUAAAAAUGUUAAAGCUGAAAAAAAUUUUAAAUUUUAAAAGAUUAAAAAUAAAUUGAAAGGUUAUUUUCAAAGUGCAUAUUUCUGUGAUUGCAAUGGGAUGAAUUAUGAAUCAAAAUCUCAUGGAACAAGGCUUGCAACAGAUAUCUAGAACAAAAUAUUUUUUGUACAUAUGGUUAAGUCCAUUCUUGUAAAAAUAUCUAAAUGUGGAUAAUUAAAUGGAGAGAUAACCCGAAUUCUGUUGUCUUAGAAGUGGUAUAAUUUUCUAUCUAAUACUACGCUUUUUCGAAAGUUUUUCAUGUUUUCGAUGUUGGCAUGGAUAUAGAAGGGUAUGCACAAUAAACUAACCUUAUCGGUGUGAGUGUGACUUGAAGCAUCAUCUCUUGAUACACAUCCAUACGAUCAGAAACAAGAAGAAGUCAAUCUCUACAUAUUGAUCCACAACUUGUUAAGGCUAGUUCCUUUCCCACAAAACAUCGAUCUCAAACUAGAAAUCUUAAUUGUUACUUUCCAAGCGAAAAAAAGGGAUGACAGGUUCAAUCAUUGGAAAAACGGGGUCUGUUUUUUGAAACAGUUUUUGAUAAUGAUAAUAAUAAUGCUUAAUUUAAAAAACGAGCUUCCAUAGGUCCUGCAGUUUUGAAAGUUCUUUCAAACAAAAAAAAAUGAUUUUAUAUUGUAAUGUUUAGUAAAACAUUUAUCUAAAAUUUCGGUUUUUUUUUAACGAAAUUCGAAAUUAUGAGGAGGGGAGGUAAUCUUAAGUUUAUUAUAAUGUUGUUUUUCUAAGGAAGAGCUGAUCAAAUUUGAGAAGAUUUAAUAGUAAAUGAAUAAAACAUGUUUAGAUCCGUCGUUAUUCGAUAAGGAUUAUUUUACAUAAUGAAUUUGAAGAAACAUAUUUCGUUUGAGUAUAACUUAUUUCAUUCAAUGAUAAAUUCUUCAUUAAUUUAACAUAAAGUUUAAAAAACAAAUAUUUACCUAAUAAAGUUGUAUAUGGUUGUUGAUAUCGACAUUUUCUAAUUAAUUCUAAUGAAUAUCCAUAUAUUGCAACAACACAAGAUGAAUAAUAAAGAUCUUUCCACCAUUCAGUCGACAUUUGACAAGGACGAAUUCGUUCUAAUGAUGAACCAUAAUAAUCCAAUUCAUCGAUAUAUUGUAUUGUUACAAGAAAGACUUGUUGUUGCAAAACGUUUUUGCUGGUUUUUAUAUAAAAUUCUUCUUUUAGCGUAUUUAAAGAUUUAUGUUCAAAUUUUGAUCUUGUUAUUGAAUCUGAUAAAGAUGCAACUGCUGCAAAAGGUGGAUAUUAA